AUGGAGGGGAAGAGCAGGCUGCCGGAGGUGACCAUCGUCCCGGUGGAAAGGCCGUUGGCUGGCGAUGGCACCGUCGACGCGGCGAAGGCGGCGGGCAAGGAGCCCAUCAGCCCGGGCACUCCGUCCUCGGUGGAGGGCGGCCGCCGCGGCAAAGAGAGGCGCGCGGUGGAGGUCGUGCCCCUGCCCGGGUGGAAGCUCGACGCCCUCUGCCAGGAGUCCUGCCCGUCGCCGACCAUGAGGGCGCGCUUCCCCUACUUCUGA
Messenger RNA from Miscanthus lutarioriparius, 261 nucleotides. NCBI's taxonomy places the organism in Eukaryota, Viridiplantae, Streptophyta, Magnoliopsida, Poales, Poaceae. The record is from the annotation of a GenBank genome assembly.